This is a messenger RNA of Nomia melanderi (Alkali bee), 7047 nucleotides long. NCBI's taxonomy places the organism in Eukaryota, Metazoa, Arthropoda, Insecta, Hymenoptera, Halictidae. The record is from RefSeq and is a predicted model, not a curated record.
ACGGACAGUUCCGUUCCACAAUAAGAAAAAUGUCGGGAGCGGGCAAAAGGACUUACCUCCGCGAGGUGAAUCCCUAUCUCGUUUGCCUGUUGUGCAGGGGGUACCUCAUAGACGCGACCACCGUCGUCGAGUGCUUGCAUUCGUUUUGCAGAAGCUGUAUUUUGAAGCAUCUGAACACGGAGGCCCAGUGUCCGUCUUGCAAACAUGUUCUCAACAAGGCGAAGCCGAACAUUAAAGCGGACAAGGCGUUGCAAGAAAUCGUGUACAAAUUAGUUCCCGGAUUGUAUCACAAAGAGAUGCGCAAGAGAAGAGAGUUCUACAAGAAACAUCCGGAGCAUGCGGAUUUCGCGACACCGGAGCAACGCGGCGAAGACGUUAGCGGAAGACUGAUCUUCGCUCCGGAGGAUGCGGUCAGUUUGAGCUUAGAGUACCUGCCACCCGGGGCAGAUCCUCUGACGAUUCUGCUCAGCACCAGCGACGACGCGAACAACUUGAAUGGAUUAAACAACCACAAUAACAACAGCAGUAGUGGUAACAGUAACACCGGAAAUCAUAAUAUGAACUCCACGAGCAACAGACGGUACCUUCAGUGUCCCGCGCUGGUGACUAUAGCGCAUCUAAAGAAAUUCCUGGCUUUGAAGUACAGCGUCGACAUGACCAGAUAUACGAUUGAAAUUUGCCAUCGGCGUGCUCCACUUCCGGAACACUGGACGCUCAUGGACGUCGCUUACAUUUACGCGUGGAAAAGGAAUGCACCGAUGCGAUUUUUUUACCGAGUAGCCUUGGAGGAGCAGCGAUUGGAGGUACCACCUCACGACAGGCCUUCCACUCCCGGUUUGGGCGCUAGUUUACCUCCAGUGGACGCAGCAGUCAUCUCUAUGCCAGACAACGUGAACAAGGAAAACACGCAGAGCAACGUGGAAUCGAAGCCUGAGAUCGAGAAAACGAAGAAUCGCGAGGAGAGAGCCACGUUAGACGCCAGGAACGAAGUUCCAAGUGAGAAGAUGCGGGUUUCGAGUGGACAGAAGCUCGCGGCGGAACCCAAGAACGUCGAGGCGAAAGCGGAACAACCGUUGAGCAGUGCCGCGGUGUCGACUACAGUCACAUCGACGACGAUUUCACUCGGCACGACGAAUACGACGAAUACGACGACUACGACAACCACGCCGGUGACUAAUACGAGUCCUUCUACUACCACCGCGAAUAACGAGGGUACGAAACAAAUUAAAACGCCCAUCAAGAUACUCAAGAAUCCAGACGGACGGUACGAAGUGUUGAGAAGCCCGGCCAUCAGCUGGAACUCGAAGGAACAGAGCUCAACGAGCACAGAGCCGAAAUCGUCCAGCCCCGAGUUCAGCGUGGUCAGCAUAGGCAGCGGGCAGAACUCAAACGGCGUGAAGAUAACGCUGAAGCAAUGCACGCCGAACAAUACGAGCCCCAAGAAACCUAAGGUUAUCAGCAACGUUUUGUUGCAUUGCGGCCAGACGGAGAAAGACGCGGCGAGCGCGUUGGUCAUCCAACAGAUCCAAAGAGACCGGGAGAAGCAACAAGCGGACAAACAAGAGAAGCAGAGACGCAGGGUCACGUUCAUGGAUCGAUCGACUCCCGAGAAGCCAGUGAACAACGCGUUGAAAGCCACGCCGAAGAGACCCGGCGAGCAACAAGAGAAGAAACAAUUCCUUCAAGGGUUCCAAUUGACCGCUAGAGAAACGGGGACCGAUUCCUUAUUGGACUCGAGUUCGAAGUUGACCGAGGCCAGUGCCACCGGUGAUCCUAGCGAUGCUCAAACCAAGAGUAACAACGGCGCGACGAAAAAGGAAGAGAACUCGAAGAUCGAGGCGUCGGUCAGCGCGGAUGGACAGAAUAAAAAUAACGUGGAGAACGGUACUGGUGUUAAUGCGAUCGGAUGCACCGCGAACGCGAGUAAACGCGUGCCAACGGUGAGCGGAAUUAGCGGCAAUGCGCGAGUGAAUGCGAACAAACAGUGCAGUGAGGUGGAUACGCGAGCGUUCGGUUAUGCGAAGAGUUCUAGUGCGACCACCGUGAACGUGAACGUUAACGCUACCGGUAAUCCCGCGAAAGUCGAUGUGUAUACUUUCUCCAACGACCCACCGGUGGUCCCAGCAGGAGCGGUUAAGAGGAAAUGUCCACCGGGUUUGCCGAUCUUCGACGUUAAACGCAAGAGGCAGCAACAGGUUCACACGCAGACCGCGAAGAAACAGGCACCUGUUACGGUACCAUCCUCCCCUCUGCCGACUACCAUUCCGAACAACGUCAAAUCACCUCGGAAGCUGGCUACCGAGCAUGUUAUCCCCACGAAGAGACCGACCACCGUAAUCGGAGAAGCUGGUCCCAGUCGAGCUCCACCCACGCAGUGCCCGAAAUCCCCUUCGAAUCCAAUGCUCUCGAAUGACACGAGAAACAUCUUAGACGGCUGCGGACUGAACAUCCCCGCGAGUCUCAGCAUAACUCUGACCGCGCCGAAAUCCCCGGGCAGUAGCGGUGGCUUCGUGGAGCCGAACGAUUCCAAAGAUAAUCGAAAGAACGCGCUGGGAAAGGUGAGCCCCAGCAUCACUUUGAACGAUCGAUCCGUGGAUCCGCGUGUAUUGAAAGCACUGAAGGCUGGCCAGAUUAAGAUGCCAGCGCCGCCUAAACCGAGGCAGACCAAGCAACCGGAGCGGGAGAUGAACCAACAACGACAAACGCCCACCGGAAAGCGAAAGAGAGAGCAGGAGUCUAGGGACAUCCUGGACCUGAGCGGCGGAAAGAAAGUGGAUAUGCAUCCUCUGAGAAUACCGCAACCAGUUGCUAAGUUGAAAGCGAAGUCGUCGAUCAGAGACAACAUGCCGAACAUGUCCGACCAGGGCCAGGUGGUAACACUGAUGGGUGGUCACAGGUAUUACAGAGCACCACCUGGUUCCCUGACUCCGGCAGCUCAUCGAGUGAGCGACUGUCCGAUUCCCACUCCAGCGCGCACACCGGUCUACGCGCCAGGACUUUCGAGUCCUAUGAGCAACAAUCGGUCAGGCACGAACCUCUCGUCCGUUUUUCCAAGCUUACAGAGCCUCUACGCUCUGAGCCAAGCACCGAAUCUUCAACAGUUCCAAAUGGACGCGAGGCUGAGGCUACCACGGCCAACGGACGUAAAUUCCUCUGGCAUUAACAUCGAUAACAGAAGUGUGAACAGCAGCUUGCCAGGGAAGAGUCACUUAGCUGCGCAAUGCGCGCCGGUGAAACCAGCCAGAUCCUCGGUCGCACCUCUGGCCGUGCCUAUUAGCAAGCAGCCGCAACAACAGCAGCAGCAGCAGCAGCAGCAACAGCAACAGCCGAGCGAGAGAUCCCCAACUGCUGCUACCGCCUGCUUGAAUCGCGUUCUCGCCAACGAGAUCAACAAAACCGCCUCGUUUCGAACCAACGAUUCGUUGGAUUCUACUGACAGUGGUCAGCAGCAAUUGUCCGUCCAAACCAAGUAUCCUGCGACCGCGGAGAGUAACAACCGGUACUCGCCGCGAAGCAGCACUAACAACACUGGAAACAGCGAGGACAAGACGUCCACGGAGAUACCUCGCGAUUCGAGCGUAGAAUCGAACAACGAUUCCAAGAAGGAACCACCGGACGAUUCAACGCGGCAGACGCCUCAUCGAGAAGCGGCUAGCCCCAGAGUGUCGUCGACGGCUUCUCCGUCGCCGCCACCCGGUGAUAAUAGCUCAAACGCGAACAAUGAAAACGUUGCUGGUCGCAACGAUAACGUGAGCACCGGUUCGAAUGGAAUCGACAACGAUGUACCUGCACCGAGCCCGGCGAAGAGCAACUCGACCGCCGAAGUGUCGAGCAGCAAAUCACCGGCCAGUCCGGACUCCAGCUCGGUGACGAUCGAGAGCAGCCCCUCCAGCAAAGGUUGCUCCACGGUAGAGCAAGGAUUCCCGUCCCCGUCGGAUGGAUCCAAACCUACUUCCGAGCGUUCCACGAAAACAGAAAACGCCGUCGCUGAUGAGACGACGACCACGGACACGGAAAAGAAACCCGCGUUCAAGCAGUCCGACGCGAAGCAAUUGACCUCGGAGAUGUUCCAGAAGAGACUGUUGGCUGCGUUCCCGUCGAACGAGUGGGCGAACAACCCCAUAGCUGCCGAACAUCUCGGCAACUUCCUGAAGAGCCUGAACGCGUCCAUCAAGUCCGAGGCUAAGUUGGAGGGGAUCGCCGCAGAGAAGAUCGAGGCUCAAUUGGCGUGCAACGACGCUACAACCCGCCUGAACAAUGAGGCUUCUUCGAAGUCUCGACCGGACGUUGCUGAACGGUCUUAACCACGUGAUACGCUCUGUGUACGAGCGAAAUAAUUCUUCGUCGGGGAAAGGGAGAAAGCUACGACACUGCCAGAUGCGUAGGUCUCGCGAAAUGAAUUGAUCCUAAAGGUCGGUUCUCUGUAGUACCGGGUAGAAUCAGAUUAACGCGAACAGGGGUGCUUUGGUUCUUCGACGUGUGACUCCAAUCCAAUUGAUAAGGACUCGUUGAACGCUAGUCGAGAAUCGCACUAUUGUACCCUGAUCACGUGCUGUCUUACUACCACCCUUUGCAAAUUUUAAAAAUCUCCUGGGAUCCUUGCACGGUAAAGUACACGUUUUAAAUGUCAACGACAACGAAAAUCUACUAACGUUACGAGUCUACGUUUUAUUGUGCAAACGAGCCCUGCUCUAGUAAUUUUAUCGACAAAGAAAAUUGGAGACCCACGGGGUUCGCCUCUUUCUCUGAUCCUCCCGGCUGCGCGUGCGUCUCGUUUGGUUCAAUUCAUUUCGGGCCAGUAUACCAAUGUUAUCGAAUGUCUUUUAGCGUGGAUAAACGAAACAAUUUGUAUCAUCUAUUUUGAACGCUUGGAAACCUUAUAGACGGAGCGUUCUGUGCAACGAGGCAACGAUAGAACCGUGCGGGGAUAGGUUUCACGUAGAACGAUCCUACCACCGGCUGUAUCAGCUAUUCACGGAACGCUUUGUAUGGAACACGGUUCACCCGCGUCGUACAAUACAGGGAGAAAAUACAGCUCGGACGCUGGAAGAUUUUAUUUUUUCAAAUUUUUUAAGGACACACGUGUACACACGGACACACAGACACACAGGCACACCCUCCGUGGAAUUUUAAGCUGUGCGCAGUUGCUUCACCGAGUGUGCAGCGUUACGGGAGUUCCGCGAUUCGCCGAGAAACUUUCGCAAUAAAAUUAUCGAAGCGGCCACGAUUUUCGAAUCUUUCGUACGCGAGGGGUUCUCGCGGAGAUUAUGUCGGCUCGUACGAUUCUGUUGCUUUUCACGUGGCGAUUGUUCCUAUCACGGUCCAAAUGGAACUAUGCGAAAGCGGAACGUUUGACCAAGUACCUCGCAUUGAAUUAUGAAUUUUCGAUCAGAUUCGCUGGUCGUUCAGGGUUCACGACCCACCCCAAUCCAUUGCCUUUAGAUGAUCAUGAACGACCCGUGAGUUUCUACGUCGACGUGAAUCGUGAUUCGUUUGAUCUUUUCAUUGAUCGCCGUUCAAAUGAUUGAUCACACCGGGCUGCGUACGUUUAGAGAGCUUUACAUGUUUUCGGAGAAAUUUACAAAAACGAGAAUCGAAUGAAAAAUUGGUUUCCCUUGUUGAUCGAAACUUUCUCAACCCUUUCGCUACUACGACACUUGCCAAAUAUUAAUAAAUCGACCACUACGGUGCGUGGCGGUGUGGAAAUUUGUAAUUGCGUGUUCCCUGCUGAAAUAAUAUGUCAACUAAUCAUUUUUCGUUUAAGCGUACACGUAAUAAGGAAUCGACGCUUUCCUUAUACGAUAUAAUAUUUUAACAGUAAGACCACAUGGGCCGUUACAGGACCUUUCGUACGCAAAAUAUCUUUGUGUACGGCGACAACAGUGCCAUCUAGUGGCGAAAGGGUUAAACUGGCGAUGAAGUAAAAUCCUCUGUCGAUACUUUUUAAUGAGUUUACUGAUAAGUAAAUCGUAAUAAACCGAUCACAGGAAUAGCGUCGAAUCAACAGAACGAAAAUUUCGUAGCCACUGGGAAAACUGUUUUUGAAAAACUUUUCCUAUUCCUCUAACAUAUGAAUUGUGCGAGUUAGAAAGCACACAGGGACCGAAAAUCGAAGGAGAAUGUCCGGAGAAACUAGGAUACAAUUAAUUGUAUAACGUAUGGACGAUAUCUACGCUAUUGUUAGUUUUUUAUUUACCUUCUUUGCGUUACGUUUCACUAUGAGUUACUACUAUGUAUACGUUGUACGAUAAUUGUUAUGUUAUGCAACUGUAUUAUAUUACAUGUAUUAUUUCUUGAUUUGUAUAUAUUUAUAAUUAUACUUAGUCAGUCGUUCUUCGCGAAACGCGCGCAAAAUCCUAUUACUCUGUAAGUCCAACAACGUUUCUAUUCAAAUCGAUUUGGGAACCUCGUGAGAAAGAUCGCCAAAAGUUUUAGAGCAUAACCGCAUCGAACGCAUUGUUGCGAUAAGGUGGACAUUCAUUUCGAAUAAUAGAGAGAACGGACAUGUAACAACUGAAGGAAUAUAUUAUUAUAUACCUAAAAGUAAAAUCGUCACCAUUUUUCUUUGUCCCUCUAUCAUUGGCGCGAAAGCAAUUCAAACUUUGUCAACCAUCUUGGAAUAACGGUAUUGAGGAAAUUCGAGUGUUUUCAUUAUCGUCGUAUUAUAUUAACAAUUGACUCACCGAUUCGUUCCCAUCAUUGUUCUCGUUUCUCGGAAACAACAACGGAUUGCCGGACCUGUAAACAAUCCGAAAAAUUCUAUUACAACUCUGUUGCAACUAAAUUGCAUAGCGACCAUAUUACGAGUCAGGGGAUCGAAGUUCGAAGAUUUUAUUCUCUUUAUCAUGGCAAGAACAUGAUACCUCUACUCCUUAUCGCGAUGAAUUCUUGUUUUGAAGUGUACUGUAUCAUUUCCUGCUACAUUUUCAUCCAAUCAACACAAAAUAAGUUACAUGCUUUAGAAUUCAAAAAUUUUAGGCAACCGUUACGUCCGCGCUACUGCGUUCUGCAAACUACUAGCUGAUCAUUCUUCCGAAGCAGUGUUGC